Messenger RNA from Lepisosteus oculatus (spotted gar), 1471 nucleotides. The record is from RefSeq and is a predicted model, not a curated record. NCBI's taxonomy places the organism in Eukaryota, Metazoa, Chordata, Actinopteri, Semionotiformes, Lepisosteidae.
UGCUGCCUCUUCUCCAGGCUCUAUACGCACAGUACAGAGCUGAGCUGUGGGUGUGGGGUCUCCCACUGAGAGUGUUACUGCUGCAUCACUGAGCUGCUGCCUCUUCUCCAGGCUCUAUACUCACAGUACAGAGCUGAGCUGUGGGUGUGGAGUCUCCCACUGUGGGUUAUAAUGGUUUCUAUAUCUUGUGAGGGGUGUUUUUAUUUAAGAUGAGUCCAUUCACAAGCUCAGACUGCAGCAGGUGUGUCUUUUUCAAUGAGAUGUUCCCUUCACUCCCGAUAUUGACAGUUUGGAGGGAGGAGAAGGCAGGGUGGUGUCCUCUGAACAAGUCUGGGCACCAGCAGCUGCUGUCUGACUGCGAUGCCUUACAUUUCUCUUGUGGGGCAGAGAAACAGGUUCACCUGUAGAGACUCACCUGGAUCACAACAAGACUAGGGUCUGAGCUAUAUUCACAGCAUCCUGACAGAUGGACAAGUCCUCUACAGUCCUGGACCCUGGUCCGGGAGUCCAGGCUGCAGGGACAGAGGAGGGACGGGCUGUUUCCCACGAGGCCCAGCGGCUCUCGGAGCUGAGGAUCGUGCUGCUGGGGGAGAGAGUAGCUGGGAAGAGCUCAGCAGGAAACACCAUCCUGGGCAGGAAGGAGUUUGUGAGCUGCAGAGGAACGGAGCAGAGCGUGAGGAGACAGGGGGAGGUGGCAGGGCGACAGGUCACUGUGGUCGACACCCCAGGCUGGUAUAUUGUAGAGGAGGUGCAACAGCAGGUUGGACAGGAGGUCGUGCGCAGUGCGUCUCUCUGUCCCCCGGGACCCCACGCCAUCCUCCUGGUCACUCCUCUCGGCUCGGUCACCGACAGGACCUCAGCGAAGGAGCACCUGGAGCUCCUGGGCGAGACAGCGUGGAGACACACCACGCUGCUGCUGUUCACCUGGGGGGACAGGCUGGGAGACACAGCCCUGGAGCAGCACAUCCAGACCGGAGGGCAGGACCUGCAGUGGCUCCUGCAGAAAUGUGGGAACAGGUAUCAUGUUCUCAACAACCAGAACAGGCAGGACAGCACUCAGGUCACUGAGCUGCUGGAGAAGAUCGAGCAGCUGCUGGCGGAGAACAGCGGAGAGGUCUUCCUGAAUGAGGAGGUUCAUCAGGAGGUGGAGAGGAUGAGGCGCCGCAGUGGAGAUGAUCAGGAGGAUGAUGAAGGCACUGAAGCCGCAGGAGAAAGAGGAAGAGAACCCGGAUCUGCCUGUCAGGAGGAGCAACAGCAGGGAUGAGCACCUUUUCCGCACCAACACACUUGUGUGGAGCUGAGGUUCCGGGGAGAAGCCUUGAGAGACUCCAGUGAGAGGAGAACAGGAUUUGGGCUGUAAAAACGUUGCUAUGUGUUCACUCAGCUGUCCGCUGGACUGGCUGCAUUCACCUGCCUUAUCUAGAACAGCUGUGGCGCCAGGGAAUUGUAAUAAAAUCAUUUCCCACUCUUA